Hypomesus transpacificus is the source of this 3189-nucleotide messenger RNA. Its product is annotated as ankyrin repeat and LEM domain-containing protein 2-like. The record is from RefSeq and is a predicted model, not a curated record. Gene Ontology annotation, cellular component: endoplasmic reticulum. Bases 151 to 2445 code for a protein of 764 amino acids. Gene Ontology annotation, molecular function: protein phosphatase 2A binding. Lineage: Eukaryota; Metazoa; Chordata; Actinopteri; Osmeriformes; Osmeridae. Gene Ontology annotation, biological process: negative regulation of phosphorylation. The transcript has 12 exons.
AACAACAUUAGUCAUCUCAUCUGGAAUACGCCCUGUCUAAAGUUAGAGUCAACGCCCAGACGCAAUAAAACAUAAAGAGAAGCAUGAAUGUGUAAGACGGACCACCUCUACAGCUCGUAGUUUUUCUCUGCGCUAGGUACAGAGAGCAUCAUGGAUGAAUUGCUGAGUAGGCUCGGGUCGCUGACCUCAGACCAACUGCGGCAGGAGGUCAUCGAGGCGGGGUUGAAUUGCGGCCCCAUCACCGCCACCACCCGGGCGAUCUUCGAGAGGAAGCUGGCCCGCACCCUCCUGGAGACAGAAGAGGAUGUCCUCGGACGGUCCUCCUCCUCUGAUGGAGAACUAGCAGGUGGAGGGCAGGGAGGGAACCUGGACAACAGACCUGAUCUGACAUCUGACGGGAAAGAAGCUCACCCUUCUGAAGAGGCACAGGAAGUGAGUGUGCCAGAUUCUCCGCCUGUGUACUAUGGAGUGUGUCCUCCUAAGGAGGAGGCUUCGGGGAAGGAGGACAAAGUUAGAGUGUAUGUGGACAUGAAGAAAGCUCUGAGGGCCAUGAUUACUGUGAAAGGGGCCCGGUUCAAGGCCUUCUCAACGAGAGAAGAAGCAGAGACGUUUGCAAAGGGCAGCAGUGGACAAAUCUCAGCCCAGCCCACCAUCAGCACACUAGACGGGCCACAGACAGGGGCUUGGGGACCUGUAACAUCCACAGGCGGUGCUGUCUCUGGGGGAGGUUCUACGGGGAACCUGGAACGUGCUAAUGAGUUCCGCAGCCCCAGGACCCAGGACCUGACUGCAAAGCUGAGGAAGGCUGUGGAGCAGGGUGACCAGGAUGCCUUCAGGACCCUGGUCUGGUCCAACCCACGAUACCUCAUCGGUUCUGGAGACAACCCCACUAUCGUUCAUGAAGGAUGUCAUUACAACGCUCUUCACGUGGCAGCCAAAGAGAACCAGGCUGGAAUAGCACAGCUACUCCUGGACACCCUGGAGAACCCAGACUUCAUGAGGCUCAUGUACCCUGAUGACCAGGAACACAUGCUGCAGGAACGCAUCCACUACAUUGUAGACCUGUACCUCAACACUCCGGACAAGGCCAGCAAUGAAACCCCUCUACACUACGCCUGUAAGUUCGGCUGCCCAGAUGUGGUUAACGUUCUGUGUUCUCAUCCUGCCACCGAUAAACACCGCAAAAACAAGUACAACCAGAAGCCCCCCAGUGUUAUAUGUGAAAGGAAAAAUAAAUCCCCUGAAAUAAGGAAACAAAUCAGAGAUUAUUUGGAGGACAGGUGCUAUGUCCCUCUGCUGAGAGACACAGACAACAGCUUCCAGCCUGUGAUUGGCUUGCCAUGGUCACCUGACCCACAGGGGGGCGAUUUUCAUUUGUUGAACUGUGGGGAAGCAGGAAGUCCCAUAGACCCAGUCAUGACCGUAAAGGCCUAUGUGGGCCCCCUCAGUCCCUCAAAGGCAGAAGAGUUUUACAAACUGUGGAAAUCCCCAUCGAGAGAGCGAGCUAUGUAUUUCCAUGGCAUCCUCAAGUCAGACCCUGAUCGAGGUGUGGAGCGUGUGGGGAGGGAAAUCGCACAUGACAUGGGCCAUCCAUGGGCCGAAUACUGGGGCUUCCUGGACAGCUUUGUCGACCUCUCUUCCGAGGAGGGACUGGUGAGGCUGGAGGACUACCUGAAGAGGAAAGACGAUCACUGUCUGACCGGUGUCCAUGGCAACGACCCUCAAACGCCGGUGGCUGUAAUGGAUCCGAGCUGUCCGCCGACAGAGACGAGCUCGGUGUCCCCUGUGUGCAACCUGCUGCCAGAGUUUGAGAGAGCAAGCCUCCAUCGCGGCGCAACCGCAGACCAGAGAAGGGCCGUUGGGGCUGAAGAGCCUGCUCUCUCUGCGGCGGGGGAAGAAGGCUUGGACCUGGGUGACCGCAGCUUCUGGAGGACCUGGGGCAGGAACCAGGGGAGGGCGGAUGAGGAGCUGUCCAGCGCCUGUUCCGAGGAGUACCUAACAGCAGACGAGGGCUCGGAACGCUCGGGUUCCCUUGGAGACGUGUGGACGGACAGGAGAUGCUCCGAGUCUUCUUCUUCUUCGUCUUACAAGUCCACUGGAGAUACGUCUGUGAACACGGUCCUCACGGGAGACACUCCCACAACACAGACCGCUUUCAUCCAGGGACAAUCUCCUACCAAGUUGGACAGGGAUGUUCUAGACGCCGUGAAAGACCUAGUGAUUGAUCCUGAGAAAUACCCCUGUAUUACAAAGUGGAAGGAUAAUAUUCAAACAUAUCCCUCGUCACAGAGGCUGAGCUGGCCUAGCCCCACGAGAAGCUACAGGGAGACCCAGGAGUUCACUCCAAGCACACCCCGCUCCACAAGCCCUGGGCCUCACAGCCCCACACUAAACUCUUACACCCAGCACAUCCUCCGUAAGACCCUCUUCAGGUCACCUAACUGACCUGAUAAACCCAGCCAGGUGAUGAUCAUUCUGGGACUAAUCAGUUGGGGUCCGGGUGUAUUGGUUGAAGCGUUCUGCAGGUUAGAGAGAUAAUCUCAACACUAUUGACACAAAUAAUGACCACACAGUGCACAGAAUUUAUAGUGGAAAGAGGAAAAAAAAAAUGUAUAUAAAGCCAACAGGUGUUUUUUUAUUCCAUCGGGCAGACACUACAUCAUAGAUCUUGGACUGUCAUCUUAACAUGUGUUACUGUAGGAGUGGAUAUGUCUGAAUAAUAAGACAGAAUAUAUGAACAGAUAAGGCAAUAGAUGAUAAACUGAUUGUGAUCAACGUAAGCACAUAAGAGAUCCCUGAUUUCUUACACAGACAAUCAGGUGGAAUGUUACCGAAGCUUUCUAUAAAUACUGCUGCGUCAUUGUCGAGAAUAACAAAACGACUUGUGCUGACAUGGGUCAACAGUCCUCUAUUAAUAACUAUGCUGUCAGAUACCAGUUUCAAUGAUUAAUCUCAUGAAGCUGACUUUACCUGUUAAGAGUUUUAUAUUUUGCACUGUGGUUAAUUUGUUAUGGCUGUUGUAUGUAUGGACUACUCUACACACAGUAUCUAUUCACACCUAACUCAGCACUUUUGCAUGUUUGCAUUGCUUCAGGCUACAUUAUAAUGGAGCAUCGGGUUAUUGGAUUUUUUACAGAAUUAUGUAAACUGCUUGGGAAUGAAUUAAAGCACUAGUGCAAUACUUUUAUA